This is a messenger RNA of Zea mays, 599 nucleotides long. Its product is annotated as SWI/SNF complex subunit SWI3C-like. Bases 127 to 468 code for a protein of 113 amino acids. The transcript is spliced from 3 exons. The record is from RefSeq and is a predicted model, not a curated record. Lineage: Eukaryota; Viridiplantae; Streptophyta; Magnoliopsida; Poales; Poaceae.
GGUCCGUGCCGUGCAUGUCUAUUUUAACUGGUGGAGCAGACAGACAUUGCUUUUUGUUCAGACUGCUUCCACAAUGCAAAAUUUGUUACUGGGCGUUCAAGCUUAGAUUUUCAGAGAGUGGAUGCGAUGAAAGAUGGAUCAGACACUGAUGGGGACAGAUGGACAGAUCAGGAAACUUUGUUGUUGUUGGAGGGCAUAGAAAAGUACAAUGAUAACUGGAAUCAUAUCGCAGGUCAUGUUGGGGCAAAAUCAAAAGCACAAUGUAUUCACCAUUUCAUUCGUCUCCCGGUGGCAGAUGGUUUGUUAGAGAACAUUGAAGUGCCAGAAGCAUCCCUUCCAUCUGGAAUGCAAAGCAGUGGAUUUUUGCAUUCAGAUUCCAAUAGCAGUACUUCAGGUAGCCAACCUGGAAACCAGAUUCCAUUCAUUAAUUCUGCUAAUCCAGUCAUGUCACUGUUAUUGGAGAAAUAAGGGUCGACUUGGUUGCCCGAGGUCAACCUAGCACCUGCGAUGGAGGAGAAGGCUGUCGCAAUUGGAGCAGAUGCAGAAAUGAGUACGACUUGCACCAAUUGAUGGGAAGUGUGUCUCCGUAGAGGAAAGAC